AUGAACAUUACAACUUUCGAAGAGCAAGAACAAGCCGUUACAAAUAGUUCGCCAGAGUUUACUAUUUUAAGCCAUAGGAACCGGGCACAGCAGCCAGGUCGAGACAGCGAUAACAACCAGGAAGAACUGGGAUAUGACAGGUCUGCCAGGAAUCCAACUCAGACAAACACAAAUUCAAAUAGGGGCAUUCCACAGGCUCCAUUUGGGCUAUCAUGGCCACAAGCGGCUCAAGUUCUAAGCCUGUUCGAUGAAGAGUUCACCUCCCAUUUCCCCUUCGUGACAGUCGGGAGUUAUCACACUGCAGAAUCACUGCACAAAGGCAGUCCUUUUCUAUUUCGUGCUAUAAUGAUUGCCGCUGCGCCAUUAUCUGAAACCGAGGUGGCCAAGGCGAGACGCAACAUACUCGCAUACCUGAGCUUCAGGGCAAUGGUCGAGGAAGACAAGACCUUGGACAUACUACAGGGUGUCCUGGUGAUUAUUGCUUGGGCACGCAGGUGUCACAUCGACAAUAGUCAGGUCACCAAUUUGGCCUAUCUUGCUCUUGGCUAUGCACAUAACUUGGGUAUUACCCAAGACAUGUCAUCAGCUCGAACAAUGAGCUCAGGAGCAUCUGACAAAGAACAAAUGACAAACCUGCUGGAGGAAAUACGGGCUCUUUUAGGGCUUUAUUGCGUUCUCUCAAUUGUGUCAACAAGACAAUCACGACGAAAUCCUCUCGACAUACCCUACGUGGAGACUUAUCUCAAGAUUGUCUCACAAGCACAGGCAACCCCAUCUGAUCAUUCAAUAGAGUAUAUCGUUCGGUUCGUCCAGAUGGGUGAGAGACUUUCAAAAAGCUUUGGCGAGCCACAUAAGCGCACGCUGUUAAGCCCAUAUGCUGUCCUUCUCGAAGGAACUGGAAGUCGUUUUCGCAAUGAUCUGAGUCGUCUAGCAGAGUCAGUCCCCAUUGGCAAUGCUGAAACAUACGGCCAGACGUUUGAGCUUUACCGUUUAUAUCUCCUAGUGCGUCUCUUUGAGCCAGCAAUUAUCGUAGCAUGCCACCCUGACGAGGGCGUUCCUCAAUUCGUCUAUCUUUUGACAUGCUUACACAACUGUCUUCACGCAAUGCAGUCUUUUUUCGGCACUCUUCUUGAAUCGCCCGUUGACCUGCUAUUGCGCCGUUCAAUGCUUACAUACGACCAGAUCCUCUAUGUCAUGUUCCAGGCUGCAAAGCUACUUCUAGUUGAGAUUCCUGACUGGGAUACGCAGUCUAUUCGACAGACGUUGGGGCUCACCAAUAUACUAGAUCAGAUGGUAUCACGUUAUGAAGAAGCCGAACGAUUGCGCAGGGCAGCGGUGAAACAAUUUGUCUUUUCGCCGUUUGGGGAAGAAUCACCGAACGAGGUGACUAGUACAUCAAAACUGAUAAAGGAAAUACGCUGGCUAAAAUGUUGGCUCGAGUCAGGAUUCCAGGGGCUGUGGGGAGAAGUUGAAGAUACAUAUCAGGAUGCAUUGAAACCGACCUGGUCUCUAGGGCUCUUGGAAGGGAUGCCAUGGAAGGUCUAA
This is a messenger RNA of Fusarium fujikuroi IMI 58289, 1545 nucleotides long. RefSeq lists its product as uncharacterized. The record is from RefSeq and is a predicted model, not a curated record. Gene Ontology annotation, biological process: regulation of DNA-templated transcription. Bases 1 to 1545 code for a protein of 514 amino acids. NCBI's taxonomy places the organism in Eukaryota, Fungi, Ascomycota, Sordariomycetes, Hypocreales, Nectriaceae. Gene Ontology annotation, cellular component: nucleus. The transcript is spliced from 3 exons. Gene Ontology annotation, molecular function: DNA-binding transcription factor activity, RNA polymerase II-specific; transcription cis-regulatory region binding.